CAGUGCCCUCAGCUCUAUAGUCUAUAGUGUCUAGCGAUGGCAGUGUUGGACCCGUCUGUCUGUGUGUGCGCCAUUUUCGCAGCUUUGGCUGUCGGUAUUGCAUUUUUCUACAGAUGGAUCACUUCAAAGCAUGACUACUUCUUGAAGCAGGGAAUCAAUGGCCCAACACCCACCAUCCCUACAGGUUCUUGGAGAAGAGCUUGGAAACUGCAAGCUGGAGAAGAGGAUUUGGCAAGACUGAAAAGAUACGGAAAGGUUCACGGAACUUUUGAUGGCCCCAUCCCCAACCUAAUAAUAGCAGAGCCUCAACUGAUAAGACAAGUUCUUCAUGAACAGUCAAGCAAAUACCGCAGUAGAAGGGCAUACAGAGUGAAGAACCAGAUUCUACACAAGAGUCUUUUAGCCAUUGAAGGUACGGAGCCCAAAAGUAUCAAGGAGGUUACCAAUGCAGCACUUUCAUCUGAAAACAUCAAGAAGUUGGUGCCUCGAAUGAACAAAGCAGUUGAUACAUUUACUCAACUGAUCAUAAGAGAAUCUAAAGCCGAUGCCAAAGUCAACGUAUCAAAGUGUGUGAUUGAAUACCUCAGCGAUGCUCUUGCUUUUACUAUGUUCGGACUUGAUCUCAACGCUGAUGAAAAGCUUAAGAAACAAUUCAACAUGACAAUAAACUGUGCCUUUGCAGUAGUGAACCCGAAGAGUGCCUUUUCUAUUUCCCCAUUUUUGUUCGAGUCUCUGGGCACACUUGAUGACUUUGUUCUGAGGAAAGAUUGUCUCGGUUUCCUCUCUGACUUAUGUUACUCUGUGUUGAAACAAAGAAGAAGCCAGGAGGUUUCUACUGAGGGGAAAGCUGUAGAUUUCCUUGACCUGCUUUUGUCAGCUGCUGAGGAGGAAAAAAAACAAGCUGUCAAAAAUAAAGGUGUAGAUGAAAAGGAGGUAGAACUUCUUCUGACAGAUAUGGAAAUUGUAUCACAGUGUGUGAGUGUUGUGCUGACUGUCGCACAGCUGUCUAGGUCUUCUCUCGCCCUCUCCCUCUACACUCUCGGCUCUCUGCCUUCUAUACAAGACAGGCUGCGGAAUGAAGUGGAAAACCUGCUUCAGAAACAUAGCGCCAGUACCUAUGAGCUAGUGCAGGAGUGUGAGUACCUAGAUAUGUUCCUUGGAGAGAUUCUGCGGCUUUAUCCUCUUGAGUACAGACUGGAGCGAGAAUGUGUGGAGAACACAACCCUAGGAGAGGCCAAGGUGGAGCAGGGAACAUUGGUCUCUGUGCCAAUCUAUGCAAUUCAUCGACUCGAGGAAUACUACCCUGACCCUGAAACCUUUCAGCCUGAAAGAUUUUCUCCUGAGAACGCUUCCAAGAGAGACCACAGUAUCUACCUGCCGUUUGGCCAGGCAGGCACCAACUCGUCCAACAUCGGCAUCCGUAUGGGAGUGUUGUUGACCAAACUAGCUGUAGCAGUGCUGGUGUCUGCCUUUCAAAUGUCCAGUGUUGAGGGAGCAAAGGUCCCAGCAACUUUACAAAAUGGCUUCACAGUCAUACCUCAGCCAGAAGAGUUGUGGGUUAAAGCCACAGUUAAAUAAAGUUGAUUGUAAUAUGUGUUCGUGAUUGCUAAUUCUACUAAUACAAAAUUUAUAUUGAUUGUUCAAUUUGUAGUAGCAUGGAAAUCAGAAUACUAUAAUUAAUUUCAAGUGUGGCAUUUACUUAUUAGGUUUAUUAUCUUUG
Messenger RNA from Macrosteles quadrilineatus (aster leafhopper), 1720 nucleotides. RefSeq names its product cytochrome P450 3A11-like. The record is from RefSeq and is a predicted model, not a curated record. Gene Ontology annotation, molecular function: steroid hydroxylase activity; iron ion binding; heme binding. The coding region runs from base 37 to 1578 and encodes 513 amino acids. Lineage: Eukaryota; Metazoa; Arthropoda; Insecta; Hemiptera; Cicadellidae. The transcript has 13 exons.